CAUGCUCGCUCUCUCUGCCUUCCCUUCCUUAGUAACCACACGCACCAAGCCGACGUUCGCCAGUACCAGCAAAGCCGAGCCAAUCAGAGCAAUGCGAGCCGUGGUUCAGCGAGUCGCCUCCGCAAGCGUCGAGGUCGAGGGGCGCAUCGUAUCGGAAAUUGGGCCGGGUCUGCUUGUCCUCGUCGGAAUCCACGAGUCCGACUCCGACUCCGAUGCUGACUUCAUUUGUCGUAAGGUCUUGAAUAUGAGGUUGUUCCCUAAUGAAAAUACCGGCAAAGGAUGGGACCAAAAUGUAAUGCAGAGAAACUAUGAAGUUCUACUAGUGAGUCAGUUUACAUUAUAUGGAUUCUUGAAGGGUAACAAGCCAGACUUCCACGUGGCAAUGCCGCCCCAAACGGCGAAGCCCUUCUAUGCAUCUCUAGUUGAGAGGUUCCGGAAGUCCUAUGAUCCGGCCGCCAUCAAAGAUGGUGUAUUUGGAGCAAUGAUGAAGGUCAAUUUGGUUAACGAUGGACCGGUCACGAUGCAGCUCGACUCACAUGCCCCAAAGAAUUCAAAUGGGGCAGUGGAGGAAUCAUAAAGGUUGCAUGUGCUUGGAUCAACUGUAAUUGGGCUAUGGACCUAUGUUUCUUACUUCUAUGCUGCAGAAUUUGGAAAGUAGCUUUACAGGAUACAGGACACGAUUAUCCCUUGUUGGGAUCUUUCUUUGCUUCUUCCUUUCUUUUUUAAUUUAGUUAAUGAGUAAUGAAGUAUGUACAUGUGAGUGAUAGAGGUGAGAUUUGUUGUCCUUAAAUUUCAUAAGGUAACAAUCUGAUUUUCAUCAAUCCAAUUGUCGAAGUAAAUUUUUGGACGCCUGGAUCGACAACAGAUUUCUUUCAAAAUAAAGAGAAGAUGGUCAUCGGGAGCCUUUAAUACAUAAAUGAGUAGGGUAUUUUAGAGAGAAAUCGGAAUGGUGUGAUACGUCAAAGCCAAACAGAUAUACAACUAAAUUAAGCAUACAUUGAAUUACAGGGACAAAAACUUGGGUCAGCAGGUAAGUAUGA
Corylus avellana is the source of this 1040-nucleotide messenger RNA. Its product is annotated as D-Tyr-tRNA(Tyr) deacylase family protein. Gene Ontology annotation, cellular component: cytoplasm. The record is from RefSeq and is a predicted model, not a curated record. Gene Ontology annotation, biological process: tRNA metabolic process. Gene Ontology annotation, molecular function: D-tyrosyl-tRNA(Tyr) deacylase activity. NCBI's taxonomy places the organism in Eukaryota, Viridiplantae, Streptophyta, Magnoliopsida, Fagales, Betulaceae.